AUGUCUUCCUCAUCAAGACAGACGUAUAGCGUGCGCGCAAAGAACCACCCCAAUCACCUCGUUCGCAAACUGUUCGAAGUUGCCGAAGCAAAAAAGACCAACGUGACUGUCUCCGCCGAUGUCACGACCACGAAGGAGCUUCUUGAUCUCGCGGACCGACUCGGUCCACACAUCGCCGUGAUCAAAACCCAUAUCGACAUUCUAUCCGACUUUAGCGAAGAGACUACAAAGGGCCUUGCUCAGCUGGCCGAGAAGCACAAUUUCCUCAUAUUCGAAGACCGCAAGUUCAUCGACAUUGGCAACACUGUUCAGAAGCAGUACCACGGUGGUGUACUACGGAUAUCGGAAUGGGCUCAUAUCAUAAACUGCAGCAUCUUGCCCGGCGAGGGCAUUGUGCAGGCUCUGGCGCAGACGGCUGCCGCGGAGGAUUUCCCGUAUGGCCGCGAGCGCGGACUGCUCAUUCUGGCCGAGAUGACUUCCAAGGGCUCACUGGCAACGGGUGCGUACACAACCAGAUCGGUGGACUAUGCGCGCCGCUAUAAGGAAUUCGUCAUGGGAUUUGUGUGUAACAGGUCGUUGACGGAUGAGCCCACCACCGAGACAACGAAGAGCGAAGAUGAAGACUUUGUGGUAUUCACCACGGGUGUCAACCUGUCCUCAUCCGGUGAUAAACUAGGCCAACAAUAUCAGACACCGCAGUCGGCAGUGGCUCGGGGCGCGGAUUUCAUCAUUGCUGGACGAGGGAUCUAUGCUGCGCCGGACCCGGUUGAAGCAGCCAAGCAAUACCAGAAGCAAGGAUGGGAAGCUUAUCUUUCCAGAGUUGGCUCGCAGUAG
Talaromyces rugulosus is the source of this 834-nucleotide messenger RNA. RefSeq lists its product as uncharacterized. NCBI's taxonomy places the organism in Eukaryota, Fungi, Ascomycota, Eurotiomycetes, Eurotiales, Trichocomaceae. The transcript has 2 exons. Gene Ontology annotation, cellular component: cytosol. Gene Ontology annotation, biological process: 'de novo' pyrimidine nucleobase biosynthetic process; 'de novo' UMP biosynthetic process. The record is from RefSeq and is a predicted model, not a curated record. Gene Ontology annotation, molecular function: orotidine-5'-phosphate decarboxylase activity. Bases 1 to 834 code for a protein of 277 amino acids.